Molecule: messenger RNA, 1523 nt
Organism: Protopterus annectens (West African lungfish)
Lineage: Eukaryota; Metazoa; Chordata; Ceratodontiformes; Protopteridae
Product: coagulation factor XIII B chain-like
Exons: 8
Coding region: 45-1211 (388 amino acids)
Source: RefSeq, a predicted model, not a curated record
UUGAAGAGCACAUUUGCAGUCUCGUGUACUAAGCAACUGCUUUCAUGUGUAGCUGUGUCCGAUUUGAGGGAAUAAAUACGAAUAUGUUUCGAUUUAUUUUUACUUUGAUUUUAUGGACGUUAACUGUUGCAGAAGAAGAAAAUGGAAUUCAGUGUAAGAUUCCAAACAUUGAACAUGGGCAGUACAAAACUGCUGAUGGCUUAGUCAAAUUUUCUUGCAACCCUGGAUAUGUAUUAAAUGGCACCAGGAUAAGUCAAUGUCACUAUAUUGGAUGGUAUCCUUCCCCUCCAAUAUGUCAAGAAUUUGAAUGUGGAACACCCCCAGAAACAACAUAUGGAGUAUAUUUACCUAAGAAGAACUCCUAUAAAAUUGGUGAAAAUGUGACAUACAUCUGCAAUCGAAGCUACACGAUCUAUGGAGAUGAAACCGUAACAUGCACGGCUCAAGGAUGGUCAUCACUCCCAUCUUGUGAAAAGAAAAAAUGUCCACCUCCUCCACGUGAACUACCAAAUUCUGAGAUAAUAGAUUAUUCUGUUGACUAUUACCACUUAGACAGCAUACAGUACAACUGCAAACCUAAUUAUGAAUUGAAAGGAUCAGCAGUAGUGACAUGCAGAAAUGAAAAGUGGACACCUUUACCAAUGUGCAUGUCUGAAAGCCUGGAAUGUGAAGAACCACCGCAUAUUAAUCAUGGAGAAAUUGUAGAAAUUAAACUGGCACCACAUGUGAAUGAAGAAAUUGUAAUGUAUCAAUGUUCUGAAAAGUACAAAUUACAAGGAAAUCCAAAGGCAGUAUGUUUGAAUGGCAAAUGGUCCAACAUCCCAACUUGUGUAGCUGAAAGUCUGGAAUGUGAAGAGCUACCACGUAUUAGACAUGGAGACAUUAUAGAAAUGAUUCUGCCACCAUAUAAGAAUGGAUUAACCAUAACAGUCCAAUGUUCAAAAAACUACAAAUUGCAAGGAAACUCAAAGAUACAGUGUUUGGAUGGCAUCUGGACCACCCUCCCAAAAUGUUUAGAACCAUGUACUGUAACAGUUGAUAUAAUGGAAAAGAACAAAAUUAAGCUGAGAUGGACUGACACAAGAAAGAUCUAUGUGGAACAUAAUGACGUUUUAGAGUUCGAGUGUAAACAGGGGUUCACAGCAGCCCAAGGCACAGCUAUGAGAGCAAGUUGUAAGGACGGAUCAUUUAAUUAUCCAUUUUGUAUUUAAGGUUGUACCGCAUGGUGGCAUACCAGGAAUAUGUGCUAUGGAUUUUUGAAAACCGGAGACUAGGACGUGGGAACAGAGUUGUCAUUCUGGCAUGCGUAGUCUCACAUAUACGUCGACAAUUUCCUGCAGAUGACAACGAAUAUGUUGGCUUCCUGCCUUUUGAAGGGAUUUGGGUAUACCCUGAGUAACUGAAAUACAUAGGUGUAAAGGUACUGGAAUGACAAUUCAGUAUCUGAAAAGGACAGCAGAUGAUCAUGAUUCUGUGCUGUAAGGAUACAUAAAAGUGUAACAUGUCAUGUCAUGUGCUUUUGU